Molecule: messenger RNA, 684 nt
Organism: Dovyalis caffra
Lineage: Eukaryota; Viridiplantae; Streptophyta; Magnoliopsida; Malpighiales; Salicaceae
Source: the annotation of a GenBank genome assembly
AUGGAAGUGGAGGCUAGAUCAGAUAGGGCCCAGCUCCUUAUUAGUGGCAUGGAUGAUAAAUGCGUUUCAACGAGGGCCCAUGGUGACAUAAAGGGUAUUAAAGGGCUUACAGCCAGCACGCUCUUCCUUACGGACCAUCUCUUCCACGAGGAAGUCUUUCCCUUUUUAGUCCCAAGGGUUAGGGUAGUUAGUGGGUUUGUCAUGCAUGGCCUGGCCUGGCCAGGUCAGGUCUGGUCAGCAAUCUUGAACACUGCAUAUGCACGAACUUUGUCGCCAGGGUUGGGCGGCAAGCUGCCAGACAUGAGGGGUGCCUUUGUUUUUUUGUACGAGAAGGGGUCCAAGGUCCAAAAACUGAGCUGUGCAGUCCAAGAGGCUAUCCAAGCCCUUGCCAGAAGAACAAGCCCAGCUGAUAUACAUUGGGCUCAAACUAGUCUUGUGUCUGAACAAGGGAAAAGGUCUGGUUUGCUAUUAUUGGGUGAUAAAUUAUCAGAACCCAUAUGGGUUUUAUUGGAAGAGGAGCCGAAGCCUCUUGGUUCUGUGCAUUGGCCCAUUGAAAGGAAGCAAAAGGUCAAAGAUCAACAAGGGCUCCAAUGCUUUUCUCUCACUCCGAUUGGAACCCGGGACGACUCGGCGGUUAACUCACCCACCCCAGCUUGCCAUCUCCUUGCAUUCUCCGGAGUGUGA